CCGAUCGUGAGCGGAGACAGCGCUCAAGGAUUAGCAGAUGAUACGUUGUCUGGCUUGGAAAUGACCAAGCGGCUGAGCUAAGCAGCGAUUUGUAGUCUUUUGCAUCCAGCAUGAUCACAGACCAUUUCUCCCUCAAAGCAGACACAUCAAAGGGAUCAGCACUCAAACGCAAAGAUACUUCUUGAAACCCUUAACGAAGACCACCAAGAUGGCCCCUUCUAAAACCUUACUUUUAUGCCUGGGAGUCCUCGCAACUGUGACCGUCUCCGGUGUUAAUGCAGUUACUAAAGUCGAAAUGGCUUCUUGCGGGAAGACUGUGACUUUAGCCGACUGCAUUCAGAAGACCCUCAUCUGCGCACCUUUAGACAACUUGCUCUCUCCUCUGCUAGGGGACCCUACCACCAUCAUGGGCUGCUCGACGAAAACCGGAGUCCCACUCAAAGGAAAGUUCUACGCUGCUUUGGGUCAGUCGGUAGCAUCAGGCGGCUCCUUUUCCUCGUUCUCCUCUUCUUCUUCUUCUUCCUCUUCUUCGUCAUCCUCGUCUGAUUCAGGAAUUCUGGACGAGUUAACUUCGAACCCAGUCGCUGACGCUGCUAUCAGAGAGUGUGUCCUCAACUCUACGGGAAUGCUCACCCCUACUCUGGCUCUGGACCGCGCCGCCAUAGCUGAACAGGUGUCGCUGCUUUCGCCGCCUUCUCUCGGAGCGGCUGUUGUAGGCGGUGUGGAAACCUGCCCAGAACCUGUCAACUUCAAGAUAGCCACCUUCAUCCGAUGUCUGAAGAAGAUGUGCAUCGCUGCUGCUGUUAUCCCUACUGCAGCCGCGCCAACUUUCUCUGGGUUUCCUUCCUUCUAAGAACGAGGGAGGAAAGAAGAAGAGAGCGGGAGACGCUCAUGUCAGCAGCAGAGGAAGAUUAGCUACUUUUGAGAGAGAGAGAGAGAGAGAGAGAGAGAGAGAGAGAGAGAGAGAGUCAUGUGUUUUCAGACGAGAUAGGGAGAAUUUGCUUUUGUAAAACAUGAGAGAUGCAUUUGAGAGACAGGUAUUUCAUUCAUGAAACAUUUCAAAGAAUUAUUGGUGUUUUGGAGAGAGAGAGAGAGAGAGAGAGAGCAUUUGUUGAAAUAAGAGAGGAAGACAGAAGUGGCCUUCAGAGAGAGGGGGGGUUGGGGUGUGGGGGGCGGGGGGAAGCGGCGAAGAAAUUCUUGCUGUUAUGAAAGAGAAAAAAAGAACUUGCGAUUAGAAUCCUGAAGGCAUGAGAAAUGAUCAUCAAGUGAGAGGGAACCAGAGAGGGAAAACAGAGGUAAUUAGUUGUUGAGAGAGAGAGAGAGAGAGAGAGAGAGAGAGAGAUUUCAAAGUUUAUGCAAAAGUCAGAAGAAAUAUUCAGAAUGCAAUGAAAGAAGAUUCGUCAGCGCUCUUAUUCCCAAUUCCUGUGUGCUCCAUUCAUAUUUUUUCUUUGCCAGUUCAUUCUUAUUUGUAUAUUUCAUUAGUUCUGUUGUUUCGAAUACUUGUUUAACCAGAUCUGCCACAGACCUAAAGUUUAACGCAGGAGAUGGAUCAAUAAAGUACAUUAGUUACGUAGCCUAAUAUUACUGAAAUAAGUUGAUGACAGAAGGAGAUAAACAAAAGAAAGUUAAAGAAACCUUAAGAUAUUGUCAGUAAAACAAUAAAAUUGGCUCAUUAGUCUCCUGAUUACAUGUCGGUCUGUCAAAUGUCUCACAAGAAUUACGUAUCCAAAAGAUUUUCGUUGGUCACAUUAUUGCUCCAGCUUCAUACAGGUUGCUUUUUGUCAAACCAUAAAGUAUAUAAAUAUCAGAGAAUUUACUCUUUGGACACAAAUGGUUAUGUAUCUUACCCAAAAAUUAAAGGGGUUUCAGUG
Messenger RNA from Macrobrachium nipponense, 1871 nucleotides. RefSeq lists its product as uncharacterized. The record is from RefSeq and is a predicted model, not a curated record. Bases 209 to 853 code for a protein of 214 amino acids. The transcript has 5 exons. Lineage: Eukaryota; Metazoa; Arthropoda; Malacostraca; Decapoda; Palaemonidae.